Messenger RNA from Pedinophyceae sp. YPF-701, 993 nucleotides. The record is from the annotation of a GenBank genome assembly. Lineage: Eukaryota; Viridiplantae; Chlorophyta; Pedinophyceae.
AUGUGGGAUGUAGACUGGAAGUCGCUCGCCAUCGGCGCGGCCGCGGUUGUGUCGGCGAAGGUUGCUUACGAAGUUGCAGUAGCUGCAGCAAAGAACCGUUGCCCGACGGACAGCUCUCCACGGGGGCUGCGCGUCGUGCUCACGGGAGGGAGCCUUGGCCUCGGACGGGCCCUCGCGAAGGAGUUCUUGUCCAUGGGCGACUCCGUGGUGAUCAUGUCACGAGACCCCGGCGCUGGCCGCGGGGCCGCUGUCGACCUCGCGAACGCGGGAAGCGCGGGCGCAGGCCAGGGGGCGCGCGUCUCGUGGGUGCAGUGCGACGUGAGGGACGCGCAGCAGGUCGACGCCGCGGCGCAGGAGGCGGCGAAGAAGCUCGGCGGCAUCGACAUCUGGAUCAACAACGCGGGCGUCUCGAUGGCGCCCAAGAGCCCUCUGAGCACGUCCGACCCAGAGAAGCUCGCCGCCGUGGUCGAGACGAACCUCCUCGGCGCGAUGUACGGCGCGCGGUCCGCGGCGCGGAUCAUGGCCGCGCAGCCAGCGGACCGGCGGUACAAGAUCAUCUUCAUGGACGGCGCGGGCGCGGACGGGUCGGCGACGCCGAACAACGCGGCGUACGGCGCCAGCAAGCACGGCCUCGUGCAGCUCGUGCGCAGCGCAGGAAAGGAGCUCUCGGGCCGCGCGCGGAAGGCCCCGGGCCAAGAGAACGAGGUUGCGGGCAACGUGGAGGCGCACCUGUUUUCCCCCGGGAUGGUUCUGACGGACCUGCUGCUGUCAGGCGCGGACCUGUCCUCGCCGAUGACGGCCCGGGCGCUCAACCUGCUCGCGGAGCCCGCGGACGUCGUGGCGCGCUGGAUGGCGCCGCGCAUCCGUGGCGUCCGUGGCAGCUCUCCGCGCCACGUGAGGUACCUGACGCCGCUGGGCGUCCUGGGGCGGUUCGCGACCUUCUGGCGGUACAGCGACCGGUGGAUCGCCAAGGGGAAGCUGAAGCGCGUCUGA